AUGACCGAUGUUGAUAAGCCGCAUACUGGAGACUCGUGCUUUGAGGGCCGUGAAGGUGUUAUGUAUACUCGAGAUCAGCUGCUGCAAUUGAGGGAGCAAGAAGUUGAAUCUGAACUGUUUGUUGGAGGGCGAGGUCGUGCCGAUGCCAAUGUGAUAUGCGCUUUUUGUGUUGCCAGAAGUUGUCUCAUGCAUGUUUCUGUAGGUGCAGUUCUUGAUCGAUCUCUGAAACCAUCGUUUGUGACUCAGGGAGGAUCUACUCGUAUGCUAAUCAAAGCUGAAACGCCACGCUCAGCAGCGCAAAAGAGCAACUUUUUUGACAAAGAUCAUGUCUUGAAUACUGUGAUGGGAUACAGCUUUUGGUUAACUCAUAUUGAUUUGCAUAUACUCAACCCGCCAACUGUGACGAAAUUUGAUCUCCUCAAAAGGCAACUGAUUGCUUCAGCGAUAACUAAUGCGGACACUCUAAAGGAUGUUGUCUCCUUGAUAUUUAACAGCGCUGUACUAGAACCAACAUUUUGCCCGAUGUAUGCCCAGCUGUUUUCUGAUCUCAGUGAAAACCUGCCUCCAUUUCCUUCUGAUGAACCUGGUGGCCGAAAGAUUUCGUUCAAGCGUGUUCUGUUGAAUAAUUGUCAGGAAGCAUUUGAAGGUGCUGAAAAACUGCGAGAUGAAGUGAGGCAAAUGAUAGCCCCUGAGCAGGAGUCAGAACAAAAGGACAUAGAAAAGUUUUUCAAGUUGCGUAAUCUUGGGAAUAUUAAGCUUAUUGGCGAGCUUUUUAAUAUAAGAAUGGUCACAGAAAGUAUUGUUCGUCGCAUUGUUCAGGAACUAUUAGAACAAGAUCCCAAAAGUUGUCCUGAAGAAGAGAAAGUUGAAGCCAUUUGUCAGUUCUUCAAUAUCAUCGGCAAGCAACUUGAUGAGAACAAUAACUCAAGGAACGUCAACGAUAUGUACUUUAACCGGUUGAAGCAACUAUCAACAAACCCUCAGUUGGUUCCACGGCUAAGGUUUAUGGUUCGUGAUGUGAUGGAUUUACGUUCCAAUAACUGGGUUCCUAGACGGGAAGAGGUGAAAGCCAAAUCCAUCGCUGAGUUUCACUCAAAAGCACAAAAGACCUUGAGUUCGCGCCCUGGUGCCUCUGCAAGAAUGAGAAAUUGUCGUGGUCCUCCGGCUCAAGGGAGUUCCAGGUGGCUAUCAUUUCUGACCAUGUUUUUAAAAUCAAGCAAGAAGUUGAAGCUGAGCUUUUUGGUGAAGAUGCCAGUCGAGGUCACGUGAAUACAAGUACUACUCAAGACUCUCGUUUUGAGGGCCAUGAACGCGUUAGAUAUACUCUAGGUCAGCUGCUGCAACUGAAGGGCGAUAUUCUUAAACUCAAACAAGAAGUUGAAGCUGAACUGUUUGGUGAAGAUUCCAAUCAAGAUCAUGCAGAUAACAAUGUGAGUAGAGGGUUAGGGGGUGGGAGUGCGUCGGUAACAGUAGGGGGGUGUUCUUUAUUAGUGUCUGAAGUUUCUUGUUCGUGGGUUGAGUGUUGUCGAUGGUUUCGGAUAUAUAGUUUUUAGUAGUAUCUUGUGGCUAGCGUUGUUAGUUUAUUUUGCCUGUACAAGUUUAUAUGCAUUUAUGUUUUGUGUUUGCUAUAAUGUUAUUGGUUCUAA
This is a messenger RNA of Capsicum annuum, 1646 nucleotides long. Its product is annotated as eukaryotic translation initiation factor-like. Gene Ontology annotation, molecular function: protein binding; translation initiation factor activity; mRNA binding. NCBI's taxonomy places the organism in Eukaryota, Viridiplantae, Streptophyta, Magnoliopsida, Solanales, Solanaceae. Bases 1 to 1269 code for a protein of 422 amino acids. The transcript has 11 exons. The record is from RefSeq and is a predicted model, not a curated record. Gene Ontology annotation, cellular component: eukaryotic translation initiation factor 4F complex.